Molecule: messenger RNA, 1350 nt
Organism: Linum tenue
Lineage: Eukaryota; Viridiplantae; Streptophyta; Magnoliopsida; Malpighiales; Linaceae
Source: the annotation of a GenBank genome assembly
AUGGUUCACGAAAGAAAACAGGAGGUGUUCUCCAGGGAGAUUAUCAGACCAUCUUCCCCAACUCCAGAUCGGAAAAGGAUUCACAAGCUUUCCUUUUUCGACCAAUUGUCUCCUCCAAUCUACCUCCCGCUUCUCUACUUCUACCCAAAUCAAGAUCCCCUGACGCCAUUUGCUUCAAAAACCCAAUUGCUCAAAACCUCCCUCUCUUCAGCUCUUUCCAAAUACUAUCCACUUGCCGGAAGGAUCAGAGAUUCAUUCACGGUCGACUGCAACGACGAAGGAGCCGUAUUUCUCGAGGCGCGAAUGAAUUCCAAGCUCGCUGAGAUCCUCGAGGAUUCUCCCGUGGAUGAAACCCUGAAGCUCUGUUUCCCAGAUGGGCUCUGUUACCAAAAUUCUAACCUCAGCAGCCCGUUGACCGUUCAGGUAACUGGAUUCGACUGCGGAGGAAUGGCGCUGGCCGUCUGUUUGUCUCACACGAUCAUCGACGUCUCGGGUAUGUGUUCCUUCAUCAACUAUUGGGCUGCUCUGGCUUCCAGUUCCGCCUAUGGCGUCCCUCCCCUGCUGCUGGAGUUCAAUUUGGCAGAGCUGUAUCCGCCGGUUGACCUUCCCGUGACGAAAACCUUUGACCCCGUGAUCGUCAGGUGUGUGAGUCGAAGGUUUGUCUUCGAUGGUUCGAAUAUCGGGAAGCUAAAAGGUAUCGUUGCAGCUGGGAACGUGGAGAAUCCCACUAGGAUGGAAGUGGUUCUUGCAAUUCUUCACUGCUCUGCCAUCUCUGCAAUUAGGGACGUCGGUUGUGGCAGCCCGAUCGCUGAGCGCGAGUGCGUGCUCGAGACCGAACUGCAUUCCGCGGUGAAUUUGAGGAGCAGGGUGGUGCCGCCGGUACCAGCGAGCUCCGUGGGGAACAUGGCGUCGACAUUUGCGGUGUUCACCCCAAAGGGUGUUGAAACAGAUCUGGUUUCGUUUGCUGGUAUGAUCAGGGAGGCGAAGGUCGAGAAUUUCAGGUCCUGCGCCGCGCGAUCGCGAGGAGAAGAGCUGUGCACUUUCGUCGUCGAGACGACGAAAGGGUUCAGAGGAGAACAGGGGAGCGAGGGAUCAGGGAGUCGUCGUCAUGUGUUUGGUUGCAGCAGCUGGUGCGGGUUUCCAUUCUAUGAAGCGGAUUUUGGGUGGGGGAAACCGGUUUGGGUUACGCAUACUUUUGCAGGGGCGAAGGACAUCAUCACCAUGAUGGAUACUCGAAAUGGAGAUGGGAUCGAAGUAACUGUGUGUUUGGAAGGAGGAGUCAUGGCUGCGUUUGAGACUGAUGAAAAGCUUCUUUCCUUCUGCACGAUCAAUCCAGGCGUGAUUUGGUAA